This is a messenger RNA of Carlito syrichta (Philippine tarsier), 2207 nucleotides long. RefSeq names its product integrin alpha-9-like. Bases 1 to 1803 code for a protein of 600 amino acids. Gene Ontology annotation, biological process: cell-cell adhesion; cell adhesion mediated by integrin; integrin-mediated signaling pathway. Gene Ontology annotation, molecular function: integrin binding. Gene Ontology annotation, cellular component: integrin complex; external side of plasma membrane. The transcript has 16 exons. The record is from RefSeq and is a predicted model, not a curated record. Lineage: Eukaryota; Metazoa; Chordata; Mammalia; Primates; Tarsiidae.
AUGGGCUGGCCUCUGGGAUUCCUGUCUUCCCCACCACCAGUGAUUCUAAAACCCACCAACAACUUGGUGAUGCAUAAGUGUGAUAUAGUAGUGUGCAUGCGUGAUGUGCUGUGGAUGGAGGAAUGCCUGAGGGAGUCCCAUGAAGGCUUCUGUGGGCAGAAGGCCACGUACUCUCAGCACCAGUGGGCAGAAGGCCACGUACUACCUGCACCAGUCAGUGCCGAUUGGCCAUCACUGUCCGCUACCCUGGCAGAUGGCUGUAUUCUUGUCCCACCUCAGAUAAGACAAGCACAGUGUGGGAAGGAGGAGCUGUCACUCGGGGAUGCUGGCCUGUUUCGUUGCACCUCGCCUGCCUCCACCCAAGCCUCAGAGCUAUUGGGGCAGCGAAGGGUGCAGGAUGUCAUCAGUCCAAUCGUGUUUGAAGCAGCCUACAGCCUCGGCGAGCAUGUGACUGGAAAGGAGGACAGGGAACUGCCAGCUCUGACACCAGUUCUCCGCUGGAAAAAGGGACAAAAGAUUGCCCAAAAGAAUCAGACCGUUUUUGAAAGGAAUUGCCAUUCGGAAGACUGUGCUGCUGACCUGCAGCUUCGGGGUAAACUGUUGCUGUCCAGUAUUGAUGAUAAGACCCCAUAUCUAGCUUUGGGGGCUGUGAAGAAUAUCUCCCUGAAUAUCUCCAUCGCCAACCUGGGGGAUGAUGCCUAUGAUGCCAACGUGUCCUUCAAUGUCUCCCGGGAGCUCUUCUUCAUCAACAUGUGGCAGAAGGAGGAGAUGGGUAUUUCCUGUGAGCUGCUAGAAUUGGACUUCCUCAAAUGCAGCGUGGGAUUUCCAUUUAUGAGGUCAAAGUCGAAGUAUGAAUUCAGUGUGAUCUUUGACACAAGCCACCUGUCUGGGGAGGAGGAAGUUCUCAGCUUCAUUGUUACUGCUCAGAGUGGCAACGUGGAACGCACGGAAGCCCUGCAUGACAACAGCCUCAUGCUGACAGUGCCACUCAUGCACGAGGUGGACACUUCCAUCACUGGAAUAAUCUCUCCAACCUCCUUCGUGUAUGGAGAGUCUGUGGAUGCAUCCAACUUCAUUCAGAUGGAUGACCUGGAGUGUCACUUUCAGCCCAUCAACGUCACCCUUCAGGUCUACAACACUGGCCCAAGCACCCUUCCUGGGUCAUCUGUCAGUAUCUCUUUCCCCAAUCUCCUCUCGUCUGGUGGUGCAGAGAUGUUUCACGUCCAGGAAAUGGUGGUGGGCCAAGAGAAGGGAAACUGCUCUUUCCAGAAAAACCCAACCCCUUGCAUCAUCCCUCAAGAACAAGAAAAUAUCUUCCAUACAAUAUUUGCUUUUUUCACGAAGUCUGGAAGAAAAGUCUUGGUCUGUGAACAACCAGGAAUUUCUUGCCUAACAAUGCACUGUAACCUUAGUGCUCUUGCUAAAGAAGAAAGUCGUACUAUCGACAUUUACAUGCUACUGAACACAGAAAUAUUAAAGAAGGACAGUUCAUCCGUCAUCCAGUUCGUGGCCCGAGCCAAGGUGAAGGUGGAUCCUGCCCUAAGGGUGGUGGAAAUAGCUCAUGGGAACCCAGAAGAGACAACGGUGGUCUUCGAGGCCUUGCACAACCUGGAGCCCCGUGGCUAUGUGGUAGGGUGGAUCAUCGCCAUAAGCUUGCUGGUGGGAAUCCUCAUCUUUCUGCUGCUGGCUGUGCUGCUCUGGAAGAUGGGCUUCUUUCGCCGAAGGUACAAAGAGAUUAUUGAAGCAGAGAAGAACCGGAAAGAGAACGAAGACAGUUGGGACUGGGUCCAGAAAAACCAGUGAGCUGCCACACUUCCAUCACGUGACCCAAUCACUAGCCUGUCAUUCUUGAUCUUUGUAUCUUCCAUAUUUGGAAGAAGAAAAUCUUCUCCAGAUUUUUCGGAGGCCCCACUGAUGCUGUUCUCUUCAUCGUUCUAUCAAGCCCAGGUGCCAGCCUGGGGCAGCCACUUCGGUCGGGUCACAUGACCGAGGCCACCACCACUUCCUUUUGAAGAUGAACUCCGAACUUGGGAAAGCAAGCUACAGAGCCGAGCGAUAUUUAUGGAUGCAACACGCAUGGUCAACCCUCAGGGGAAAACUGUUACCUAAAAGUAUUUUUAUAAAUAUAAGCAUUUUAUACUGAUUAUGUCUUUAUAUUUGUAUCGAUGUUUUAUUAUUUCUAUUAAAUAGUUCUAUAAUUCAUUCAA